CCCAGGGUCUCUGCUUGGACGUCUCGGUCUUUGUGACAAACCUCGCGGGCUCUUCCACAACCGUGCAUCGUACACACGGGAAAGAACAGACUAUGGCAGAAGGAAGAGACUCCUUCUUACCGCCUGCUGUUAGCCGGCCCUGUAGCGCCCCCUUGCGGAGGCCCCCAUCAUCACCUCCAGGGCUGACUACUGGUAUAUCCGGUCAGGUGCGCCCUGUUUCGGUCGGGCCCAGCAUUGACGAACGAUCCAUGUCUUCUUCGCCGAAUCUUUGCGGAUCGUCUGGCUACAGUUCGGAAUCAUCCCUGGCGGGUUGGUCUACAAGCCCGAAGGGUGCUUUCCCCGCCCAACAGCCGACAACUGACACCCGUCCUAAAGCGACCCCUAGCGGUAACCGGGGUGCUUUCAAGAUCAGCCAACGGCCUGAAAUCAACCACUAUAAACGCCUGUUGGAGAAGUUGGCAGACCGGCUCAGCCCUGAUGAGGUGGAUCGACUGAAACGGCAGUGCGGCGUCCCAGCCGGCACGGCUGAGAGAAUGAGGACCAACCGUGACUUCAUGCAGUGGCUGAUUAACACCGACAAGAUAAAAGAAGACGACCUGAGUCACCUGGGUAUUCUCCUGCACUAUGUGAAGAGGCCUGACCUGGUGGAGAAAAUACGUAGGUAUGAAGAGGACCAUGGUGUUGCCAUUGACCGCAGGACUCCGACCAUCCAGUCAAGUUCCUCGGAUGGCACGGAACCAGAGGAAAGGACCCGUCAAACCUAUGUCCACGACAUGGCAGAGAGGCUUGAGCAGCUGCGAGACAGGAUUGAGCGACGUAAACAGGAAGGCCCUCAGGGGAAACAGCGUACAGCUAUGACCAUCGUCACCGUUUGCCUGGCGCUUCUGAUUCUGGUCUGGCCCCUGUUCUGGCUCGACGACCUGCCAGGCAUCAGCUUGAAGCCGGUCAGCAAGAACGGAAAUGGCCAAACUACAUCAACAUCUGAUUCAUCAAACGUCUUUAACAAGUACGGACCCACCAUCACCGUCCUGGGAGAGACCAUCUUUGGUCUCGCGCUGAUGUUCACUGUCUGCUGGCUCCGCCAGGAGGCGCUGUUCCGGCGGCUGCGGGAGGACCUGCUGGCCGACCUGGACCUCCUCAUGCAGCCCGCCAAGAAGAUUGUCAAGAAGAGGGUGGCCCAAGUUUGAAAUUUCCCGCGGCAUCCAAUGCGAAUUCGGGGCAGCAAAACUGGAACUAUUCUGAAUAAGGCAAUCUUUGUGAUAUUCACACAUACUGCUUCGC
Branchiostoma belcheri (Belcher's lancelet) is the source of this 1281-nucleotide messenger RNA. RefSeq lists its product as uncharacterized. Gene Ontology annotation, biological process: regulation of apoptotic process. Lineage: Eukaryota; Metazoa; Chordata; Leptocardii; Amphioxiformes; Branchiostomatidae. The record is from RefSeq and is a predicted model, not a curated record. The transcript has 6 exons. Gene Ontology annotation, molecular function: protein binding. The coding region runs from base 93 to 1187 and encodes 364 amino acids.